GGUGGCUCUGGGGCGGGGGCGCAGAGCUGGCAAGUUGAUUUGGCGGUGGCGGCGCCUACCCCCGCGCGGAGGAACGAAAUCGGUUCGGCGACGCCGGCGGAAACCUUAGUUCGAGCGGGAAGCCUGACAGUGGCAGGCGGCAUGUCGGUGGCGGGGCUGAAGAAGCAGUUCUACAAGGCGAGCCAGCUGGUCAGCGAGAAAGUUGGUGGGGCCGAAGGGACCAAACUGGAUGAUGACUUCAGAGAGAUGGAAAAGAAAGUGGAUAUCACCAGUAAGGCCGUGGCAGAGGUGCUGGUCAGAACCAUAGAAUAUCUGCAACCUAACCCAGCCUCGAGGGCCAAGCUGACUAUGCUGAAUACUGUAUCCAAGAUCCGGGGCCAAGUGAAGAAUCCUGGCUACCCACAGUCAGAGGGUCUGCUGGGAGAGUGCAUGGUCCGCCAUGGCAAGGAACUAGGCGGAGAGUCCAACUUUGGCGAUGCUCUGCUAGAUGCAGGUGAGUCUAUGAAGCGCCUGGCUGAGGUGAAGGACUCACUGGACAUCGAGGUCAAGCAGAACUUCAUCGACCCACUGCAGAACCUGUGUGACAAGGAUCUGAAGGAGAUCCAGCACCACCUGAAGAAGUUGGAGGGCCGCCGCCUUGACUUUGACUACAAGAAGAAGCGCCAGGGCAAGAUCCCUGAUGAGGAGCUGCGUCAGGCCCUAGAGAAGUUUGAGGAGUCCAAGGAGGUGGCGGAGACCAGUAUGCACAACCUCCUGGAGACUGAUAUUGAGCAGGUGAGCCAGCUCUCAGCCCUAGUGGAUGCCCAGCUGGACUACCACCGGCAGGCAGUGCAGAUCCUGGAGGAGCUGGCUGAUAAGCUGAAGCGCAGGGUGAGAGAAGCCUCCUCACGCCCCAGGAGGGAGUUCAAGCCCAGGCCCCAGGAGCCCUUUGAGCUUGGAGAGCUGGAGCAGCCCAAUGGGGGAUUCCCCUGUGCCUCAGCACCCAAGAUCACAGCUUCGUCAUCAUUUAGAUCAGGGGACAAGCCCACCAGGACGCCCAGCAAGAGUAUGCCACCCCUGGACCAGCCAAGCUGCAAGGCGCUGUAUGACUUUGAGCCAGAGAACGAUGGCGAGCUGGGCUUCCGAGAGGGUGACCUCAUCACGCUUACCAACCAGAUCGAUGAGAACUGGUAUGAGGGGAUGCUGCAUGGCCAGUCAGGCUUCUUCCCACUUAGCUAUGUGCAGGUGCUGGUGCCUCUGCCUCAGUGACUGCGCUUGCACACUGACUAGCGCCUGCACACGCUGCCAGUCACAGUGUGGCAGUAGUCUAAUGCCAAGGUGCUCUAUAAACACUAAUGUUCCUCCAGGGGAGACCUCUUCCCUCCUCCCUCAGCCCUGGGGCCCCCCAUCCUAAGACUCAGAAAGGCCCACCCUGAGGUUCUAUUACCUUUCUGGUGGUGGCAGCUCCCACCUAUUUCAACCCUUCCCAGCCCGUUGCUGGCGAUGGGCCCAUGCCCCUCUCCAGGCUCCCUAGGGGAGGCAGGUCCUUGGGAUCCCCAGCCUGCAAGCACAGCCAGCUCAGCAUAUGGAGACACCUGGCACCUGCUGCUCAUUCAGAAGUGCACAAGGCAUGAACGUGUACACUUCCCAUGGGACCACAGACCCAGCUCAGCCCUGUUGAAGACCAAGCACAAAGGCCCUGAAGAGUGGACAUUCCCAGGUCCCUGGCACCUUCCCCUGAGCCAGCUCCACUGCUACCUGCUCAUGUGACUCUACAGCUGGCCACAGGCAGUUGGCAGGUCCCUUUUCAACCAGCAUGCGAGGCUGGCCACAGCCGCGGCUCUGCAUCAUGAGGGAGGCUUUGGCUGGACUCAGUUACACUCUUCUCUACAGCUGCCCCACAACCCGUGGCUUGUCCCUGGUACGUGGGGCCACACCCAUGCCCCCUAGAUGGGCAACACUGUCCUCCAGCCUGUGAAGUGGACUUUACUCCUAAUUUUUUUUUUUUUAAAAGUAUUAAAUAUCUCUUUCUAUA
Messenger RNA from Rattus norvegicus (Norway rat), 2014 nucleotides. It is a transcript of the gene Sh3gl1, whose product is annotated as SH3 domain containing GRB2 like 1, endophilin A2. NCBI's taxonomy places the organism in Eukaryota, Metazoa, Chordata, Mammalia, Rodentia, Muridae. The transcript is spliced from 10 exons. The record is from RefSeq and is marked validated. Gene Ontology annotation, biological process: regulation of endocytosis. Gene Ontology annotation, cellular component: podosome; cytoplasm; early endosome membrane. Bases 142 to 1248 code for a protein of 368 amino acids.